AGAAUUGCUGUCGGGGGGCAUAAAAUAGGAGGGGGAAAUUAGAAGAACGUGAGUGAUCCGCGCGCACCACGAAAGGUGGCUGUGGGUGUGGGGGAAAAAAGGCAGGAGAGAGAAAGAAAGGUAGAGAGAGAAAGUUGGUUUCCAGACGUUACCGGAUUUAACAACAUCCUAUUCGCCGGAAUUUGGGAACUCUGUUCGCGUCCGCCUCAGGGUUCCCUGGAAUUUAGGGUUUCGCUUGACAUCUCACUACUCAAACUCCCUGCUCCAUUCAGUGAAAUCUUUUGUUUUUGAUCAAGUUGGGGUUUGCGAUCUGCAAAACCGCUGUAGAAUGUUUACGCCGCAGAAGCUUUGGUCUCUGGCGCCGAGGAGCGCAACGGGACAAAAGAAUGGGUCUCUUCCUGGACCAGGUUCGGCCACUAACCAGAUAAGCCCGACGAAUGGUGAGGUAUUAGCAAAAGGCAAAGCUGUGACUUUUCUCGAGGGCGAUGGGGUUAUGGACCAGGAGUCGUUGACUGAGAGGGCUUCGAAGCUCGAGAACGAGCUCUUUGAGUAUCAGUACAAUAUGGGCCUUCUUUUGAUUGAGAAAAAGGAGUGGGCAGUGAAGUAUGAAGAACUAAGGCAAGCUUUAGCUGAGACGACUGAUACUCUAAAAAGAGAUCAAACAGCUCAUUCAAGUGCAUUGUCCGAGGUGGAGAAGCGGGAAGAGAAUUUAAAGAAAGCACUAGGUGUUGAAAGGCAGUGUGUGCUCGAUCUUGAGAAGGCUUUACGUGAGAUGCGCUCAGAAUAUGCUGCAAUUAAGUUCAAUGCUGAUUCCAAACUAGCUGAGGCUAAUGCAUUAGUCACCAGUGUCGAAGAGAAAUCAUUGGAGGUUGAAGCAAAAUUCCAUGCAGCUGAUGCCAAACUUGCUGAGGUGAGCAGGAAGAGCUCAGAAAUCGAGAGGAAAUUGCAUGAGUUGGAAGCUCAAGAAAAUGCGCUUCGGCGAGAACGGUCUUUCUUCACCACAGAGCGUGAAGCACAUGAUACUGCUCUAUCUAAACAAAGGGAAGACGUGCGAGAGUGGGAACGAAAAUUACAGGAAGCAGAGGAGAGGCUCGCUGAUAGUAGAAGAUUGCUGAACCAAAGAGAGGAAAGGGCGAAUGAGAAUGACAAGGUUUUGAAGGAAAAACAGAAUGACCUUGAAGAACUAAGAAAGAAGAUUGAGAUUUCUAAUUCAACUUUGAAGAACAAAGAAGAUGAUAUAAGCAGCAGAUUAGCAAGCAUAGCUCUUAAGGAGAAGGAAGCUGAUGAUGUUAAGAAGAGACUAGAGGAGAAAGAGAAACAAUUGCUGGAAUUGGAAGAAAAGUUGAACACUAGAGAAAAAUUGGAGAUUCAGAAACUGGUGGAUGAGCAUAAGAGCAUCCUGACUGAAAAGCAGAAGGAGUUCGAGUUGGAGAUGGAGCAGAAGAGAAAGGAGCAUGAUGACCAGUUGAAAAACAAACUGGUUGAAGUGGAGAAAAAGGAAGCUGAAAUUGCACAUGUGGAAGAGAAAUUGAAGAAACGAGAACAGGCAAUUGAAAAGAAAUCGGAGAAAGUGAGGGAGAAAGAGCUGGAUUUUGAUUCCAAAUUAAAAGAUUUCAGGGGAAGAGAGAAGUCUCUUAAAGUGGAAGAGAAAAACUUGGAGAAAGAGAGAAAACAAAUGCUUGCUGAAAAGGAAGACCUACUUAGAGUCAAAGAUGAGCUUGAGAAUCUGAAGGUCGACUCUGAGAAACUGCAGCUGAGAUUAAAUGAGGAGAGAGAACAGCUAAAAGUAACUGAAGAAGAACGAACUGAACUUGCUCGCCUGCAAUCUGAACUGAAACAGGAGAUAGAUAAAUACAGAUUCCAAAGCGAGGAACUUAUGAAGGAAGCAGAUGAUUUGAAGGAAGCAAAGGAGAAAUUUGAGAAAGAAUGGGAAGAGCUGGAUGAUAAAAGAUCUGAGAUAAAGAAAGAAGAAGAGGACGUUCUUGAACAGAAAAGAUCUUUGGAAAAACUAAGACAUUCUGAAGAGGAGAGGCUACGCAAUGAGAAGCUGGAAAUACAACAGUAUGUACAGCGGGAACUGGAAGCUCUUAAAUUGGCAAAAGAUUCUUUUGCUGCCAGCAUGGAUCAUGAAAAGUCAAUUUUGGCUGAAAAAUCCCAAAGUGAGAAAAGUCAACUGACUCAUGAUUUUGAAAUGCGGAAACAAGAACUUGAGACUGAAAUGCGGAGGAAGCAGGAAGAGAUAGAGACUCAUUUGCAUGAGAAGGAAAAGACGUUUGAGCAAGAGAAGGAAAUGGAACUUAACAAUAUUAAUUACUUGAGGGAAGUAGCCAGAAGAGAAAUGGAAGAGAUGAAGUUGGAAAGAUUUCGGAUAGAGAAAGAAAAACUGGAAAUUUUACAGAACAAGAAGCAUGUAGAGGCACAGCAGCAUGAGAUGAAAAAAGAUAUUGAGGAACUUGUUGGCUUGAGCCAGAAGUUGAAAGAUCAAAGGGAACAGUUCAUUAAGGAAAGAGAACGCUUCAUUGCAUUUGCUGAGAAACAGAAGAACUGCGACACUUGUGGAGAGACUAUUCGUGAGUUUGUGCUGUCUGAUCUUCAUCCCUUAACUGAACUGGAAAACCUUGAGGCCCCUCCACUGCCAAGGGUAGCAGAGAAUUAUCUGAAGGAGGUAGCUGAGGGCACUGUCGAGAGGUUUGGUGCUGAAUCAUCCCCUGGUCUGGUUAAUUCAGGAUCUCCUAGUGCUGGUGGAACCAUUUCUUGGCUCCGGAAGUGUACCUCCAAGAUUUUUAAGUUCUCACCAGGAAAGAAACUAGAACUUGAUUAUGCGCCGGAUCCUAUGGGUAUUUCAGCACUUUCUGAUAAGCAAGUUGUGCGUUCACCAAAAACAUUGCCAAGUGGUGAAAAAGAGCCAGAAGCGUCUUUGCAAGUAGUAAAUGAUUCUUUUGAUUUCCAAAUAGUUGAAUCUGAUAGUGCCAUUAGGGAGGUUGAGGCUGGUCAAGCACUAUCAGUUGAUCAAGAUCCACUGAGUGUCCCAGAAAAUUCUCAAAAUUCCAAACUGAAGGCACAACGCCGACCUGGCAAGGGAGGUAGGCCUGGGGCAAAUAGAGCACGAUCCGUGAAGGCUGCAGUUGAUGGUUCUAAAACUAAUGGUAAUGUGGAGAAUUCUGUUUACACAAAUGACGAUAGCCAAGCAGAAUCAGAUCUUGUUGGAACUCCAAAGAAUAUAAGAAAGCGAAAUCGUACAGCAAGUAACAGUCAAACUGAAGGUCAUUCGGACAGCAUCAAGGAUGGUGAUCGCCCGAGGAGGCGACAGAGAGUUGUUGCAGCUGAACCAAGCCUUGGUCAGAAACGGUACAAUCUCCGCCAACCCAAAAAAUCAGUGGGAACAGUGGCUAAUGGAUCCUUACCUCGAGUAGGGAGGGGCAAGGAAAAAGAACCCAACCAACUGGCUGGUGCUGAAGCUAACCAAUCAGAGAAUGUUGAAAUUGGUGGAGCUUCAAGGGAAGAAGUUAAUGAACCCGGAGCAGCAGCUGCACUUCCUAGAAGAUUUAGGGAUGGAGAUGGUGAUGAGCCUGUAAGAAGCAAUUGGGCUGCUAGUGAGUUUUCUGCAGACAGUCCUUUCAAAAUUGCAGGAGACGCCCAUGGUGGGCGUGUUGACACAACAAAUACUUCUGUGGAUGAUGUGGUGGGAAGUGAGGUGAAUGGAAUGGCAGAAGGAGCCAGGGACUAUAGUCACGAAGAGUUCAAAAGUGAGAGCCUUGGGGGAGAAGAUGACAAUAACGAUGGGGAUGAUGAUGAGGUUGAUCAUCCUGGUGAGGUUUCUAUCGGGAAGAAGCUCUGGACUUUCCUCACCACAUAAACUGACCAACUACAUCGUCUUAAUUGUAUUGACUUUUUAGCAUAUGCCAAUUUGAUUUGCAGUUUCAACUUGUGUGUAUUAGUUUGCAAAUAUCACCUAUGAAAAAGAAAUCAAUUCAGGCUGGAGCAGUUAAUAGCACCCCCUUCUUCUCCCACUCGUUAUUUGGGGUUUGUUAGUGUACAAUUUCUGCAUAGAUAAAUUGUAGCAUUCUUGGACAGUGCACCUACUGACACUGGACUCACAUUUUCCUUUUCUUUCUUCCUGUUUUGUGUAUUAGAGCUUUGUUUAUGCCAUGCUUGCUACUGUUCCCAGUGAA
Messenger RNA from Sesamum indicum (sesame), 4172 nucleotides. It is a transcript of the gene LINC1, whose product is annotated as little nuclei1. Gene Ontology annotation, cellular component: nucleus. Lineage: Eukaryota; Viridiplantae; Streptophyta; Magnoliopsida; Lamiales; Pedaliaceae. The record is from RefSeq and is a predicted model, not a curated record. Gene Ontology annotation, biological process: nucleus organization.